AGCAGCGUGCCCCAGGCGCUAGAAGUGGCUCUGCCCCUUCUACUUUGCCGCCCUUUGGUCGCCAUGCUUAGUGUGGCUACUGCCUCUGUGCUACUUGAGGCUCUCCUAUGGCUUUUCGAUGCCUUCGAUGAAUCUCUACCUAAGCACUUCUUCCCUUUCACCGCCAACUCCCACCUUCUCGGGUUUCUAGCUCGCUCACUUUACAUCCAGCCACACUGGAGAUGGCGGCCGGAGGCGGGCCCGAGGUGGGGGGGGGGGGGUGACCAGCGCGGUGACGUCAGCGCGCUGCGUGUCGGCAGGUGGAGGAAGAAGGGAAAGUUUGGCCCGUGCGUGGGGCUGGGGUGGAGGGCGGGACAGAGGGGCUGGGCCCAGGCAAAGCUUCUGUCGCUGCUGCUGCGGAGGCCGAGGACAGGACGUGGGCUGGGCCGGGCAGUGCCGGACUCGGAGGAGCAGGAGGCGAGGUCCGCCGGAGCUCUGAGCCCCCGCUGCUCUGCCGCGCGGUGACCCCGCACCCCGGCGCCGUCCGACCCGUGGCUGUUCCGAGACGAUUGGUGGGGGCGCGGCGGCGGCGGCGGCUGUUGGGGGUGGGGAGACGCGCGGCGAGGAGACGAGCGAGGUCAGCGAGUUUGAGGGAGGACCGCGAGCCGCUGCCGCCGUCAUGUCCGAGGACUCGAGCGCUCUGCCCUGGUCCAUCAACAGAGACGAUUACGAGCUGCAGGAGGUGAUCGGGAGUGGAGCAACUGCUGUAGUCCAGGCAGCUUAUUGUGCCCCUAAAAAGGAGAAAGUGGCAAUCAAACGGAUAAACCUUGAGAAAUGUCAAACUAGCAUGGAUGAACUCCUGAAAGAAAUUCAAGCCAUGAGUCAAUGCCAUCAUCCUAAUAUUGUAUCUUACUACACAUCUUUUGUGGUAAAAGAUGAGCUGUGGCUUGUCAUGAAGCUGCUAAGUGGAGGUUCUGUUCUGGAUAUUAUUAAGCACAUUGUGGCAAAAGGGGAACACAAAAGUGGAGUCCUAGAUGAAUCUACCAUUGCUACGAUACUCCGAGAAGUACUGGAAGGGCUGGAAUAUCUGCAUAAAAAUGGACAGAUCCACAGAGAUGUGAAAGCUGGAAACAUUCUUCUUGGAGAAGAUGGCUCAGUACAGAUCGCAGACUUUGGGGUUAGUGCUUUUUUAGCAACUGGUGGUGAUAUUACCCGAAAUAAAGUGAGAAAGACCUUUGUUGGCACCCCUUGUUGGAUGGCACCUGAAGUUAUGGAACAGGUCCGUGGUUAUGAUUUCAAAGCUGAUAUUUGGAGUUUUGGAAUUACAGCAAUUGAAUUGGCCACAGGGGCGGCUCCUUAUCAUAAAUAUCCACCAAUGAAGGUUUUAAUGCUGACACUGCAGAACGAUCCUCCUUCUUUGGAAACUGGUGUUCAAGAUAAAGAAAUGCUGAAAAAAUAUGGAAAAUCAUUUAGAAAAAUGAUUUCAUUGUGCCUUCAAAAAGAUCCAGAAAAAAGACCAACAGCAGCAGAACUAUUAAGGCACAAAUUUUUCCAGAAAGCAAAGAAUAAAGAAUUUCUUCAAGAAAAAAUACUGCAGAGAGCACCAACCAUUUCUGAAAGAGCAAAAAAGGUUCGGAGAGUACCAGGUUCCAGUGGUCGUCUUCAUAAGACAGAGGAUGGAGGCUGGGAGUGGAGUGAUGAUGAAUUUGAUGAAGAAAGUGAGGAAGGGAAAGCAGCAAUUUCACAACUCAGGUCUCCCCGAGUGAAAGAAUCAAUAUCAAAUUCUGAGCUCUUUCCAACAACUGAUCCUGUGGGUACUUUGCUCCAAGUUCCAGAACAGAUCUCUGCUCAUCUACCUCAGCCAGCUGGGCAGAUUCCUACACAGCCAACUCAAGUCUCUCUCCCACCCACCGCAGAGCCAGCAAAAACAGCUCAGGCUUUGUCUUCAGGAUCAGGUUCACAAGAAACCAAGAUCCCAAUCAGUCUAGUACUAAGAUUAAGGAAUUCCAAAAAAGAACUAAAUGAUAUUCGAUUUGAAUUUACUCCUGGGAGAGAUACAGCAGAGGGUGUCUCUCAGGAACUCAUUUCUGCUGGCCUGGUCGACGGAAGGGAUUUAGUAAUAGUGGCAGCUAAUUUGCAGAAAAUUGUGGAAGAACCUCAGUCAAAUCGAUCUGUCACUUUCAAACUGGCAUCUGGUGUUGAAGGCUCGGAUAUUCCUGAUGAUGGUAAACUGAUAGGAUUUGCCCAGCUCAGCAUCAGCUAAACCACAACCCUGGAAGAGGCGGCCUAAGGAGAUUCCACACAUGCGUAUCUCUGUUGCUUCUAUUGGCCUAAACCCACUACUGCCAAAGAACCCAGCAACAAACCUCCCGGCUAGGAGCUUUAGAAGUCUUUAUGUUCUUCCUGCCAUCAUUCCUCCUUUUCCCACAGGGAAAGAAAAGUUGGAUCACUAGUGGCCAGCAUCCCCAGAGUUCCGUUAGUAAACUUACUUCAUAUGUCCCCUGUCUUCCUUCAUCUGAGAAGUGGCCCAUGUGCUUCAGGGCCCAGGAGGGAGAUCUGUCAGCUCAUUCUUGCCUUACUCCAGUGAUGGCCCAGGUGGAAAAGUAGCAGCUGUAUCGGGCUUCCUCAUCCUGCCUGUUCCCCCACACCUGCCAGGAUAUGGACAUCUUGGGAUAUCUCUUUACCACUGAAGUAGAAUUGAUUGUUCAGCUGGAGCCCAGAGAAUUUAAUUUAAUGUUUUUUCUUUGUACCUGAUGUGAAUUCUAGCAACCUUUGUUAGGAAAAAGCACAGCCUCAGAUGGAGGCAGCCUAAACUGUGUUCUUGUUUUGUUCAUGGUGUUUCUAAGCGUUUUGCUGAAGCUGCUCUCAGGCACCCCCUUCUUCAUUGCUCUCUCCAGAAAGGGUUGCUAGCCUUAACUUCAGCUGGUGCAAAACAUCUGACUGUAGCCGAACUUCAGCCAUCGGAUCCUUCAAAGUGGAACUUUGGAUUGUUUUUACAGACAACAUCGAGUAAUGGCUUGUAAAUGUGAAUUUUGCCAGAGGUGGUUUUUGAACAGGAAAAUCAUAAUUCAUAUCAUUGGAGAAGUAUUUAUUUUCAAAUAUUAAAUUGAAGAAAAACUCAAUCCUCCCAUGAAAAUCAGUUCACCUGGUCUCCAAGUCGUGAGGAAAUGGGUAUGCAAGGCUGAGAUUUCUACAGCAAUAAAGGAGACACACACUGGGCCAGAGAGGCCUGCCUUCUGCCUGCUCUCCUGCUCUGACCCUUUGGAGGGAGUCUCUGUGUGCUGAAGCUAACUCAAGAUGGAAAGUGAAACCACAUGUGCCGUGACCUUUAGGUUUUAUGAGUAGACAGUGUUCAUUUGAUUUUCUACAGAAAUAAUAUAAAUUAUUCUUUAGGUUUAAAAAAGAGCACUCAUAAUGCAAUAUGUGAAUAAUCAGUGAGGUUGAUUUUUCUUUUUUCCUACCGUUUCAUAGUCUUUGUCUAACUGCUAGGAACCCUACCGAGUUUUAUAUAUGAGUGGGAUACUCAAUCUGGCCUUAAAAAGAUACACAAAGAUGGGCUGUGGGUCCCUGGAAAGGGGGAGAGUUGCCCUUUACAGAAUCACUCGAGCCCUUUCCAGCAUUGUUGGUCUGAUGAACAAGGUUGUUUUACCUUAUUUUCUCUUGGAACAUAUCUGAAAACCUUCCCCACAAAUAACUUGUCACACCUUUUGUUUCAUUCUGAGUCUUUAGUUUUAGUCAUGGGCUUUCUUCACCUGCUCUAGGUGCAAAGGCAUGUUGGGAAAGAGAUGGAUGUUGGGGAGGAAGAGAGGAGAUGGAUUUCAGUUGGGAGUUAGGAGGAGAGUAGGUGAGAUGAUCAGACACCGAAGUUCAAUGUCCCAGCAGUCUUGGUAAAAGGAGGGAGCCUGCUGAGCCAGGAGGGAGAAAAGAAGAUUGACCAGCUUGCUAGAAAAAUACUUAGCUUUUCUUUUUCUUUUUUUGUGGAGGGGGGACGGAGAGGAACAAGGACGGGGAGGUAGGAAUGAGGUAUAGAAAAGAGAUAGCAUCUUCUUUGGCACAAGACUAGUGGCUUACCUUAGAGUUUUUUUUUUUUUUUUUUUCAAACCCAUCAAAAUCUACUUAUUUAUGAAUCCAAGGGGUGGUAGCAUCACUCUGUUCUAGCAUUCUUUGUGGAGAUGGUCUGGUGCCCAGCUGGGAGUGAGCAGCAGCCCAUCCCCUGUUCACUUUCUCUAGCCCAUCAUUACCUGUGAACUGCAGUGGGGCAGUCAUGGCAAAUAGAAUUGGGCUGGGGUUUCUUCUUCUUUUCAGUUCAUUGUUUGCCCUGCUAGGAAUUAGAAGACAGACACCAUGUCCCAGGACAGUGUUACUUCUUCUUCUGCAUGAUGUGUGGUAGACUCCCUUUGCUGGCUUGUGCAGUGAUACUGAGAAAAUACAUGAACAGAAACUGCCCAGGUGGAACAGCACGUAACCUAGUGAGUGACUGUACUCCUUUUUAGGAAUGCUGAUUCAGAGUGCACCUCUUUGACUAGGUCCCAGGAUCCCCUUGUCCCUGGAGUAACUAUAGCACAAAGUAAUAUGUGCCAAUGCUAUUUGUGAAAUGUUUGGUCUUUCUAAAUGACUAAAGGAUUUGUUGGGUUUUUGCUUAAGUUUUGAACCAAAUCCUAGAGCCAGCUGAUAAUAUUUAAUAAUCUGGAGGAGAGAAUAAUGAUGUACCAAUAAGUGGAGAUUCCUCCUUAUGAUGUAUGCUAGGUUAUGGAAGAUGUAAAAUAUUCAACUUUUUCCUCCUUUUUUUGGACUUUGUAUUUUACUGCAUGUUUUCUUCAUUUUUAAUCAAUAAAGAGUAAAUUGUC
Messenger RNA from Gorilla gorilla gorilla (western lowland gorilla), 4826 nucleotides. RefSeq names its product oxidative stress responsive kinase 1 (gene OXSR1). Lineage: Eukaryota; Metazoa; Chordata; Mammalia; Primates; Hominidae. Bases 659 to 2242 code for a protein of 527 amino acids. The record is from RefSeq and is a predicted model, not a curated record. Gene Ontology annotation, molecular function: ATP binding; protein serine/threonine kinase activity. Gene Ontology annotation, biological process: intracellular signal transduction; positive regulation of T cell chemotaxis; peptidyl-threonine phosphorylation. Gene Ontology annotation, cellular component: cytoplasm; cytosol. The transcript has 18 exons.